UACCAACAUGGCGACUCUCAAUAUUUUCUGCUUCUGUAUACUAAGUAUUUUAUCAGCUCCAUUUUGCAGCCAUGCAGCGAGUUACAAGGGCGGAGAAAAGGUUCCACUGUAUGUAAACAAAGUUGGUCCGUACUUCAACCCACAAGAGACGUAUCAUUACUAUUCCCUGCCAGUCUGUAGACCUGAAAAGGUAGAGCAUCGUAGUUUAACGUUGGGAGAAGUUUUAGAUGGCGACAGAAUGGCUGUUGCCUUACAUCAAAUCAACUUCAAAGAGCAAAAAGAAAAUGUAAAGCUUUGUACUGUUACACUCAAGGAAAAAGAAGUUCAGCAGUUACAAGAGGCCAUUGAAGAUUUGUAUUACUUUGAAUUUGUUUUAGAUGAUCUUCCUCUGCGGGGCUUUAUUGGUCACUUGGAAGAAGGAGGCUUCUUGCCUCACACUCACAAAGUUUACCUCUGGGCUCAUUUGAACUUUAAUAUAGAAUUUAAUGGGGAUCAGAUUAUUUCAGCAAAUGUAAGUACAGCAAAUCAUCAACCAGUAGCUCUGGAUGACAUUGAGUUGCCAUACAAUGUGGAGUUCACGUACAGUGUCCUGUGGAGCUCAACUGACUCUCCAUACUCAGAGAGACUGAAAAUCAAAGGGGCUGGAAGCUUUUUUCCAAAGAGCCUGGAGAUUCACUGGCUGUCAAUUAUCAACUCUGUAGUGCUGGUCUUCUUGUUGAUAGGAUUUGUAGUUAUCAUCCUGAUGCGAGUACUCAAGAGUGACUUUGCAAAGUACAAUGUAUCUGAUGAUGAAGAAAUGGAUGACAUAGAUCAUGAUGAAGUGGGUUGGAAGAUUAUUCAUGCAGAUGUUUUCCGUUUUCCACCAUACAAAAGCUGGCUCUGUGCCAUCCUUGGUGCAGGAUCCCAGUUCCUCACACUCUGCUUUGGUAUCAUAUUUUUGGCUUUGUUGGGCUUGUUUAAUGUUCACAGACAUGGAUCAAUGAACACAGCAGGUGUUUUGUUGUAUGCCCUGACCUGCUGCAUUUCAGGCUAUGUAUCUAGUAACUUUUAUAGAAAAAUUGGUGGAACCAACUGGGUGUGGAAUGUUGUCUUGACAACCAGUAUUUUUUCAGUGCCAUUCUUUAUGAUCUGGAGUGUCAUAAACUCAACAGCCUGGUAUUAUCAGUCCACGCAAGCUCUUCCAUACACCACUAUAAUUCUCCUGAUGCUCAUCUGGCUUAUUGUUGGUUUCCCGUUAACCAUUCUCGGUGGGAUAUUUGGCAAGAACUGGGCAGGAAGCUUCAAUGCCCCAUGCAGAACCAAGAACAUUCCAAGAGAGAUUCCUCAGAUACCAUGGUAUCGUAGCACAUUGGUGAGGAUGGUUGUAGGGGGUUUCUUACCAUUCAGUGCAAUCUCUGUGGAGCUGUACUACAUCUUUGCCACACUGUGGGGCCGUGAACAGUACACCUUGUAUGGAAUCCUUUUCAUAGUGUUUGUUAUCCUUCUGAAUGUCACAGCCUGUAUCUCCAUCGCUCUGACAUACUUUCAGCUUUCAAGUGAAGACUAUCGCUGGUGGUGGCGUUCACUUAUGUGUGGAGGGUCCACAUCUAUUUUUGUGUUUGGUUAUGCUAUGUUUUACUACUACAAGAGAUCCAACAUGUCCGGAAUGCUUCAGUCUGUACAGUUUUUUGGAUACACGCUGCUGACAUGCUAUGUGUUCUUCCUGAUGCUCAGCACUGUGGCUUUCUUUGCCUCCUUAAAGUUUAUAAGAUACAUAUAUGUCAACCUGAAGAUGGACUAACUCAGAUCAAAUCAAGGAUGGGAAGUUGGGACAAUUUGAAGCAGCACAAUCCACAAAUUGCAUGGACCUAUGUGUAGAACUAAUAUGAACUUUGUUUGAUGAGAGCACCAAAGAGUGUUUGGGUUUUUUCAAGCUGUGUAAGCAUACGAUACUAAGCUAUAAAAUUUUGCCAGAAGUGGAUUAACUUUUCAUUCCCAAGAUCUGAAAUAAAUGUUGACUGAGAAUUUAGCAUUUUAUCAAGGCAGAAUUUCUCAAUUGAUCAUCUCCUUUAUUUGCCAAGAGCAGUCACACCUGGGAGGGAAAGAAGUCAGUGCAGAAACUUGGUGGUGUUGUAACAUUUUGAGGUACACAUCCUGGUGUAUUUAUUGUUGGUCAAAGCUGACUAGCUAUGCCAAUUUACCUCAUGAUCAAAUUCCAAGUAAUCACCAUCAUUACUACUUCUGAAUUUUCCUCCACUUUUCUCAUGAAUUUUUUAACAUAAAUAGAGAUAUCUCUUUAUUUAUUUUUGAAUUUCAAAGUUAGGCCCAGCCAGAUCCCUAGUUAUAGAGAGCACCCUUAAACUAGAGGCACUCCUCUUUUAGGCCUCAGUUUGUAAAGAGAGUACAAAAGUCAAAUGAAAACCUUGAAAGAAUAUGGGUUGCAAAGUGGACAAGGAAGAGUCCAUGGUUUAAGCACCAUAUCAAUUUUUUUCUUAGUUUAUUAUUUAUGUUAAGAAGCAUAUAUUAGUCACCCACAUCUUUUGCAAUGAUAUAACAUGAAUUAAAUGCCACUUUAUUUGUGUUAACCUUUUAACUCCCAGAUCAAAUUUGUAAUUCUCCUUACUGUCAAACAUACAAUUCUUAUAAAGUUAGUUCAGAGAAUUUAGUACUGGAUCAACUAGGUAUCCCCAAAUUGAUAUUUUUCUUUAUUCUCGUCUCUUAUCUGGUCGAUAUUGUAUCAAUAUUGUAUGGAGAAAUUCUGUCUUGGUCACCCGUGGGAGUUAAAGGGUUAAAGGAUAUGUGGAUGAUUAUAUGUCGACUUGAUAUGUAUUAAGUGAUAUAAUUAUAAUUCAUAUUACAUGACUGUAUGAUAUUGUAAAAUAUUGGGUUGAUCAUUUGCUAACCCAGCAGGCACUAAGUGGCUUAUAAUUCAUUUGUUACUAUUCAACAAUUAUAACAUAAGCGUGGGAUUUCUGGUUGGUGAUGGUUGCUAAGGGCAUAGCCUCCAUUAAUUUUUAUGUAUGGGAACCAAGAGCAAAUAAUAUAAUUGUUUUAGUAUCAUUUUACUAGAUGUUCAAUACUCAGCAUCAAGAAAUGCCUAUGAUUUUGUUUUAUUUUGUUUAAAACCUCACUUCAUGAGGCUAAUAAUAUCACAGAUAAUAUAGUAAACUAGAAUAUACACACGCUUUGAUUGGUUUUACUCAUGAUCUAAUGUUAACUGUAUUAGCACUUUAAUUCUCCCUUUAGCUGCUACACAUCUCUUUGUAAAUCAGUUGUGAGAAUUUAGUGUUAGAUCAAGAUAACUUCCACCUGAUAUGUUGGAGUCUUCUCAAUACCUGUUUGCAGGAUGAUGUAAGGAUAUCAUAGAGAGAAGUUCUUUGUUAAUCACUUCGGGGAGUUAAAGGGUUAAAAAAAAUAAUAAAUAGAAAGUAGUGCAUCCAAUCACACUGUAGUGUUUGUAAUAGAGCACUAAUCGAUUUAUAAUAACAUGAAAAUGUGUGGGUAAUUUAUUAUUCCUCUACAUAAAUUGUUUGAUCAUUUCUUCAUUGUUCACACUGUAAUUUCUCUGCUCACUUGAUAUGGAUUUAACUUAUAGAAAAGGAAUUCUUACAUUGGGGUAAUAUAAUAUUGUUAUCAAUGAUACUUAAUUAGAUUGCUGUUAAGGGUUUGAUGAGCCAAUUACUAGAGAGUUAAGACUAUUUUAAUGCAUCUAGAGUUCAUAAGUUUCAAUUAGACAAUCAACAGAAAUCUCAGAUAUCAAUGUCUCUUAGUACAGUGUAAUUUGGCUUGAGUUGCCGUAGAUUAAAAUGAGUUUACAGUCA
This is a messenger RNA of Pocillopora verrucosa, 3800 nucleotides long. RefSeq names its product transmembrane 9 superfamily member 1-like. Lineage: Eukaryota; Metazoa; Cnidaria; Anthozoa; Scleractinia; Pocilloporidae. Gene Ontology annotation, biological process: protein localization to membrane. The record is from RefSeq and is a predicted model, not a curated record. Gene Ontology annotation, cellular component: membrane.